GGCUGCGGAGCCGGGCUCUGCCCCAUGGCCCGGCCCGGGCGCUAGGUGCCCCGCCGCGAUGAAGACCAUCAUCGCCGCCUACUCGGGGGUGCUGCGAGGUACAGGUUCAAGCAUUCUCUCUGCUCUGCAGGAUUUGUUCUGGCUAUCGAAAUCUAAAGUAGAGAAACAACUCCAGAUCAUCUCUGUGCUGCAAUGGGUUCUCACUUUCCUCAUCAUGGGUGUUGCUUGCACUUUAAUCCUCAUGUACAUACUGUGCACAGACUGCUGGGUGAUUGCUGCUCUAUAUUUAGCCUGGCUGGUAUUUGACUGGAAUACACCAAAGAAAGGUGGUAGAAGAUCCCAGUGGGUCAGAAACUGGGCUAUAUGGAGAUAUUUCAGAGACUAUUUUCCAAUAAGGCUGGUUAAAACCCACAACCUGCUGACCACCAGGAAUUACAUUUUUGGGUACCAUCCACAUGGAAUCAUGGGCUUGGGUGCCUUUUGCAACUUUAGCACAGAGGCCACGGGAGUCAGCCAGAAAUUCCCUGGGAUCCGACCAUACCUUGCUACACUGGCUGGGAACUUCAGGAUGCCCAUUUUGAGGGACUAUUUAAUGUCUGGCGGUAUAUGUCCUGUGAACCGUGACAGCAUAGACUACAUCUUGUCCAAGAAUGGCAGUGGCAAUGCUAUCAUCAUCGUGGUGGGAGGUGCAGCAGAGUCCCUGAACUGUACUCCAGGGAAGAACUCCGUGACACUGAAAAACCGGAAAGGAUUUGUGAAACUGGCUCUACAGCAUGGUGCGGAUUUGGUUCCUGUCUAUUCAUUUGGGGAGAAUGAAGUGUACAAGCAGGUGAUCUUCGAGGAGGGCUCUUGGGGAAGAUGGGUUCAAAAGAAGUUUCAGAAACAUAUUGGCUUUGCUCCAUGCAUCUUUCAUGGCCGUGGCCUCUUCUCCUCCAACACGUGGGGAUUACUACCUUACUCCAAGCCCAUCACUACUGUUGUUGGAGAGCCCAUCACCAUUCCAAAGACUGAUAAUCCAUCCCAGAGGGAAGUAGACUUCUAUCACAGCAUGUAUGUGAACUCUCUGAUCAAACUCUUUGACAAGUACAAGAGUAAGUUUGGCCUGCCAGAGACUGAGGUCUUGGAAGUCAACUGAAGGGACUGGCUUAGCAGCAUCUUCUCUCAGAAUCAACACAUCCUCUCCAAGAGUCCAAGCUGUCAUCAUAUAUUUGAAAGCAUAUGUGGAUGUAUGUGUCCUUCAAAGGAAGUGUUUAAAGCAUUGUUACACCACUUGUAAAAAUAAAAAUGGCUUUGCUUUGGAUAAAUCCCAUUACAAACUUCUUACUAUCCAAAAGAACACAACCCUAUUGCUGUGAGGAUUUGGAUGUGAGAAAUGAUUGCCUUUAAUCUGCUAUAUAAUGCUGUCGGAUUGCCAGCAAUGGAUUAGAAACAUAUCUAUGGCUACAGUAUUGUACCCCUUAGCACAAGCUAUUCUGGGAAAGUGGGAUCCAUUUGUUUUUUAGUCAAAAAGCAGCUGGCUGAUUUGACCAGAACAGCAGUAUUACAGGCAUAUUGCAGAAGAGCCAUGUUGAUAAAUGCUUACACAGCACAAGGGCAUUUCUGGUUUGGAAAAGCCCCUUCUGAAAGCACAGGCAAUGCAAGCAGGAGCCUCCAGGUGUGGCACCUACUGUGCUCAGUGCAGAAAACCAAAGGACUUCUGAGUCCAAUGGACCUUGAUUUGUACAGUGUAUUGGACACUUUGGCUGUGUAACCCCACUUUUUGUUUUUAAUGUCACUUCAUAAGCAGGUCUGUCCCUAGAUGCUGCUUGCUCGGGGUUGUGUAGCAGGAGGUGGUGGGCUCAUUCAGAGCCAGAGUACUCAAACAAGCUCGAGGAGUACAGAGAUGUGCAAUUGGGUGGCCCCAGUGUUGCAGACCCUUAGGCUACCUGUAGGCGUAAAUGCAGUGGGACUGUUCACGUCAAUCCACUGGAUCCCAAAAGCAUUUGGGGAAAGCCAGGAGCAACUCCUGCCUGAAGAAGGCUUUUAAAUAUUCCAUCCAGUGAAUGUAAAGGAAUAGCCUUUUUAUGCGUAGGUUCUAAAAUGAGUGAUUUUUUAAAGUGUUUAAAAAGAUGUUUACGUGGCUGUGAACAUUGCUUAUAGUGAGAUUUCUUCAGAGUACAGUGUGUUUAUGCAUUAACCUGAAACAUUGCACUACUUGCAUGUCUGACCUGCCUUUUCAACAGUUCAGUUGAGUGUUUCAAGCUCUAAAAUGUGCCUUUGUUCCAUGCAAGAGGAUGGUACUUCACAUUCCUGGGAUCUUGCCUCUAAUGACAAAUGUUCAUCUGUCAGAUUUGAUAGAAUAUUGUAUUACAGAUUACCAUUUUUUGUACAAAUUUCUAGAAAUAAACUGGAGCAAAAAUGA
Molecule: messenger RNA, 2401 nt
Organism: Rhea pennata
Lineage: Eukaryota; Metazoa; Chordata; Aves; Rheiformes; Rheidae
Gene: DGAT2
Product: diacylglycerol O-acyltransferase 2
Exons: 8
Coding region: 59-1135 (358 amino acids)
Biological process (GO): triglyceride biosynthetic process; diacylglycerol metabolic process
Cellular component (GO): endoplasmic reticulum membrane
Molecular function (GO): diacylglycerol O-acyltransferase activity
Source: RefSeq, a predicted model, not a curated record